This is a messenger RNA of Haliotis rubra (blacklip abalone), 8185 nucleotides long. Its product is annotated as protocadherin-16-like. Gene Ontology annotation, molecular function: calcium ion binding; cadherin binding. Bases 137 to 6442 code for a protein of 2101 amino acids. The transcript is spliced from 14 exons. Gene Ontology annotation, biological process: homophilic cell-cell adhesion. The record is from RefSeq and is a predicted model, not a curated record. Gene Ontology annotation, cellular component: plasma membrane; catenin complex. NCBI's taxonomy places the organism in Eukaryota, Metazoa, Mollusca, Gastropoda, Lepetellida, Haliotidae.
CCCCCAGAAUUUGACAGAAGGGAGCCCAACACAGCCACCGUGGAUGAGAACCGACCUAAAGGGACCAAAGUGAUGCAAGUUAUAGCUACUGAUCAAGAUGCAGGGGAGAAUGGCACAGUAUCAUAUUCUCUAGCAAAUGCCCCUGGAGAGAAUGCCGGAACCAAUAACUUUGCCAUCCAUGCCUCAUCAGGCUGGAUUACUACAAAGGAAGUUCUGGACUAUGAAACCAAACGACAGUACAAGCUGGAGGUCAUCGCCAGGGACAACGGAGUCAGGUCACAGCAGAGUAGGCAAACCAUCACAGUUGCAGUUGGCGAUGUCAAUGACCAGGCACCUUUGUUUCAUGCAAAGAACGUCACAUUUGAUGUUGUCGAGAACACUGAGAUUGGGACUGUCGUUGGCGUUGUUACUGCCCAUGACAGGGACUUCGGGUGAGAACGGCCGAGUGUCGUACUACAUCAUAUCAGGGAACGUGUUCAGCCUUUUCACCGUGGACCGCACGUCAGGGGAGAUAACUAGUAUUAGGGAAAUCGAUUACGAGGAAUCCUCAUCGCAUACAUUGGGAAUUCGAGCCAUCGACAACAACGCCUUGUUCCCCAAGAGCAGCAACAUCAGCGUGACUAUUCGGGUCUUGGAUGUCAAUGAUAAUGCUCCAGUCUUUGAACAAGAUCCUGUUCUACUGAGAACCGUCAAAGAAAACACUCCUACAGGUCAUGCCGUGUAUACGUUUACUGCAACUGAUAAGGACUCCGGACUGAACGGAACUGUUCAGUACAGAAUCACCAGUGAGUCCUACUCCGGGCCUAACCCAGACACUGGUAGCUAUUUCAUGAUUGAUCCCAGUUCAGGACAGUUGAAGAUCAAGAAGAAUAUCGAUUACGAGAAAGUCCAUCAAAUUUCCCUCAUAGUAGAAGCUCGGGACAAGUGUCCUAGUCAGGACUGCGUGCUGAAUGCGUCUGUAACGACAAUUGUGUAUGUGAUAGACGUCAACGACAACAAUCCCAUCUUCGAGUCACCAGCCCAGGUGGAGAUCUUCGAGGACGAGAAUGUCAACUAUCCUGUGUUGUAUGUGUUGGCAACUGACAAAGAUGCAAAUGAGAACAACAGCGGAAAUAACUUGGUCACCUACAAGAUCCUCUCUGGCAACAACGCGGACAAGUUCCACCUGGAGAGCACCACAGGGUUGCUGACGAUAGCGAACUCUCUGGACCGGGAAGAACAAAACUCCUAUGCUCUAAACAUCAGUGCUGAAGACCACGGUUCACCUAAACGGAUUUCACACAAAGUGCUCAACAUCAUCAUAAAGGACGUCAAUGACAACGCUCCCCACUUCACCAACUCUACCUACCACGCCGGUAUCCCCGAGCACGCCAGCUCAGACGGCGUGGUGGUCACUGUCCGUGCUACAGAUGCUGACGUGGGCUCCAAUGCCAGACUGACGUACAUGAUUCCUAGUGGGAUUGCUGACAACAAGUUCAUGAUUGACAGCACCACUGGUGUGGUGAAGGCCACCAUGUCGCUGGACAGGGAGGAGAAGGAUACAUACAUUGUAUCAGUGUAUGUUCGUGAUGGAGGCUACCCCACCAACUACGACCAGGCAACAAUCAUCAUCAGUGUUCUGGACAUCAACGACAACUCUCCAGUCUUUAAAAGUAAAACCUACAAACUUAACAUCCCAGAAAACAGUGAGCAGACGUCCAUCUUUGCUUUUACCGCCUACGAUGCCGACACUGGGCAAAACGCUGACAUACUCUACAGCAUCACCGAUGGAAAUGAAGAAGGGAAAUUUUCUGUGGAUCCAAUUACUGGAGACCUGUCUUGUAAACCUUUGGACCGAGAAUUGACCGAGGAAUACAACCUGACCAUCGCUGCUACAGACAGGGGUUCAGUGCCUCGCUCUGGGGAAAGCCUAGCCUUCAUCACAGUGCUGGAUGAAAAUGACAAUGACCCUCACUUCAGUCAGCCCAUGUACAGCUCAGGCAUCCCAGAGGACAUACAGAGAGGUCACACCAUCCUGCAGGUCAUGGCCACAGAUGCUGACAAAGGUCACAAUGGUGAUGUCGCCUACUCCCUCGGCAACGACACUGAAGGACUGUUUAGUGUAAACGCCUCUUCAGGGGAGAUAACCACAAGCGGGUUGUUUGACAGAGAGAAGAAGAGCAGUUACUCAUUUGAUAUUGUGGCCAUGGAUGGAGGUAUUUCAGGCCCAAGGAACAGCACUGCUCGAGUUGACAUCAUCAUCACUGAUAUCAAUGAUAACGCCCCAGUGUUUGCAGAAGUGCCGUACCGAAGGAGCGUGGGACCAAGCACAGGGAGGGGGGUGGUGGAGAUACUCACAGUAUCAGCCCUGGACCCUGACGAGGGUGACAAUGGAGCUGUUGAAUAUCGUAUGGACCUGGCGUCUGGCAGUCAGCAAUUUUUCGAAAUGAAUGGAGCAGCUAUUGUUACGAAGAGGGACCUGGGGGGUGCCGUUGGCUAUCACAACAUUCAGAUUGUCGUGAUGGACAAGGGCAGCCCGGUCCUCAGCUCCACCGGAGUUGUUGAGAUCACAGUCGGCAACCCCAGUAGCCCGUCACUGUCGUUCACUCGGGAAGAAUAUCAUCAGACCAUUCCGGAAGAUAAUCGCAAUGGGACUGAGGUGAUUCAGGUGGGAGUCAUCCAGGUUUCCCCAGCUGUCACUUACAGACUUGCUGGCGGCAACGAUGGCAACCCAUUCAGCAUCAACGUCAACAAUGGAAUGAUCUCGGUGCACAACACUAAUCUCAUUGACUACGAGACGAGUCCGAGAUUGCGCCUGAUUGUCCAGGCCUCAGCAGGAGGAGCUGUAGCCUAUGCCACUGUCUGGGUCAACUUGACUGAUGUCAAUGACAAUGCUCCGAAAUUUACACAGAACAAAUACGUCACAUCAGUCUGGGAGAACAAUGCUCCAGAAACCUUCGUCACCAUGGUACAGGCCAAUGAUGAGGAUACUGGCAGGAACGGACAGGUCCUGUACAGCAUCAUCAACGGCAACGACGACAACGCCUUUGUAAUUCAACCACCUUACACUGGCAUCAUCAUAACGUCGAGAGAUUCCUCAUCACUGGACAGGGAGAUCCAGGACACGUAUCAGCUGACUAUUGAAGCUGUUGACCAAGGAAACCCAAGCUUGUCUUCAAGGUGCAUCGUGUCCAUCAAUGUCAAUGAUGAAAACGACAAUGCACCGUUCUUCCGCACAUUUCAGUCUGUGCAUAUCAGUGAAAAUCGUAAAGUGGGCUCCCAGGUUACCACAGUAACAGCUACAGAUGUGGACUUCCAGCCCAAGCUGGUCUACUCCUUCCAGCCCAACAGUAACGGUGAUGGCAGCUUCAGCAUCGACAGGUUCAGCGGCAGCAUCUCCCUCGCCAAAGCAGUUGACCAUGAAGUCAGGAACCAUUAUGUGCUGGGAAUUAUGGUGUCUGAUGGGAAACACAAUGCCUUCACUCAGAUCGACAUCUACAUUGACGAUGAGAAUGAUAACGCUCCUGAGUUCAGCCAACAGAACUACCAGGUGGCGCUAGAGGAGGCCACACUCCCAGGCAGAUCUGUGAUCACUGUCAACGCCACUGAUGCCGACUCUGGGGUCAACAAGAUAAUCAGCUACAGUCUCCGGUCCGACUUCAACCACAGCUUCUACAUCAACUCCAACACCGGUACGAUCUACACCAAUAAGUCCCUGACCUACGAGGCAUUUUCUUCCAUCAUUGAGCUUGUGGUCAUUGCACAAGACGGUGGCUCCCCCACUUUGUCUGACAUGGUGGCAGUCCACAUCCAGAUCACAGACAUCAACAAAUACAGUCCACAGUUUGAACAGCCCAGUUAUGAGGUCAACAUCAGCGAAUUCAGUGUAAAAGGCGAGUCCAUUCUUUCUGUGAGAGCCAUUGACCGAGACAUCACUCACAUACAUCGUGACGACAACAUCAACUACAAACUUAUUGGAGAAGGAGCCAGUACGUUUCAAAUUCGCAGAAAGACUGGCCAGAUCUUCCUCAUGAGCCAGGCCAAUCGAGAAAAUGUCUCCCAGUACAAUCUCACAGCCAUUGCAACUGACCGUGGUCACCCACCAAAGAGUUCAUCCGUGCCGGUGAAGAUCAUUGUUGAGGAUGAAAAUGAUAAUCCACCUCGUUUCCAUGAGCCAGAUAAUAUAUAUCAUGUUCCUCUUCCUGAGAAUACCCCACCUGAGCAGGUGUUUCUGCAUGUUGUUGCUGACGAUGCCGACGAAGGUCUCCAUGCUGAAAUACAGUAUACAAUUACAUCUGGAAACAACGAAGGUAUAUUCCAUAUUCACGGAACCAAUGGCAGCUUGUUCAUCAUGCCCGGUGCUGAACUGGAUUACGAGAGUCAUAAAUCUCAUCGACUUAUUGUGAGAGCAGUGGACUGCACAAGGUGUCUGCCAAACCAGCCCCGGUUGUCAGCGUUUGUGACAAUACAGAUUAAUGUGUCGGAUGUGAACGAGUUUCCCCCUGAGUUUCCAAUUUCACCUUACAAUGAAUGUGUGAAAGAGAACCAGCCCCCGAACACCACAGUGUUCCAAGCUCAAGCUAACGAUGGGGAUGGUGGGAUUUAUGGGAUUCUCAACUACAGCAUCAUCCAGAACAGUUCCGAUGCUGCUCUCUUCUCUAUCAACAGCAAGACAGGACAUGUACUAACCAGAGCCGAGUUUGACUACGAGCUCCGGAACUCCUACGCCUUCCACAUCAAGGUACAAGAUACCCAGUACACCAGUGUUGUGUAUGCCACAGUAAAGGUGCUGGAUGUUGAUGAGUAUGUUCCCAAGUUCAUUAAAGACCGUUACAAUUUUGCUGUGUUGGGUAGUGCUGGACGUGGUGACUUCGUUGGACAAGUCAGUGCUACAGACCAGGAUGGAGGGAAUGCGGGGAAAGUGGUGUACAUGAUUGAAUAUUCAGAUGAUUAUUUUGAAAUCAACCCAACAACUGGGAACAUUACCGUAAAACGAAUAUUCAAUGAAGAUGCACCUUCUCAAAGACUGAGACGAAAGCGUGCAUUGACGGGUGAUUCCACCCCUCUGAUUAUCAGGGCGUGGUCAGGGAGAGAGGAUUCGCUGGAAGCCACGUCAAGAGUGGAGGUCGACAUCGAUCGUGAUUGUGAAGGAUGUGCGUAUGCUCCCCAGCCACUUCAGGGUGGACUGAGUACAGUUGGCAUUGCCAUGAUCAUUGUGGUGAGCGUGUUGGUCCUGCUGGUCACCAUCAUUGUGAUUAUUUGUCUUGUGAGCAGAAGGCGACGACGCAACAAGCGUCCACCUCAUGACCCUAACGAAAAUGUCGACAGUGCUGCAUUUAGUUUUACACCCCCUCCUGCAAUGAGACCUCAUAUCAAUGGUGGACCUCCACCUUACAAAGAGCAUCUGCAUUUCGGACCAGACGCAUCAAAUGUGACUAGCUCUGAUAUAUCUGACCAAUCUCAUUCUGCCUCCAGUGGGCGGGGCUCAGCUGAGGAAGAGGAGGAUGAAGAAAUUAGGAUGAUCAAUUCCAACACACAGCUUCAGAGUUCACAGACGUUCAUGCGCCGCAAACAGAUGCCAGAUUCUGGGAUUCAGCAGGAUGAAGAUACUCUCUCCGAGCCAUCAGUUCAAAACCACCAAGAAUAUUUAGCCAAGUUAGGUAUAGACUCUACAAAGAUUGGCAAACCUAAACCCAAAGCCCAUCAAAUUGCUCAUUCCGUGGAAAGCAUGCAUCAGUUUUCUGAUGAGGGUGGAGGUGAGGGGAAUGUGGAUAUGGGUCACAGUGACUAUGAUAAAAUGACAGACAUGGAGACCGAUGAAGAGGUCGCCAUGAUUGAUAGAAACAAAGACUUGGGCUUCCAUGAGCCAGAAACUCAACAUGCCGGCUCUCUUUCUAGUGUUAUUAAUAGUGAAGAAGAAUAUAGUGGGUCUUAUAACUGGGACUAUCUCCUUAAUUGGGGGCCACAGUACCAACCCCUUGCUCAUGUGUUUGCUGAAAUUGCCAAAUUAAAAGAUGAUAAUGUUCAGCCAAGGAAACCACCGGUGCGGACAGUUCCUCAAAGACAUUUGAACACACAGCUGACCCCCAAGGUCAAGAUGGUGCCACCUCCCAUGAUUACGAAUGCACCACCAAAAGCCUUUGCUCCUCGGCCUAGUCACACAUCUUCUGGCAGUUCUUCCCGUGGUAUCCCUUCAGCAAGAGCGAGCACUAUGAACACUUCCAUGCCGAGUCUACCCCGCUCGCCAAUAAGCUACGACUCAAGCGUCACAUCACCAGCGCUCACCCCAUCUUUCACUCCUUCCCUGUCUCCCCUGGCAACAGGCUCCCCCUCUCCAGUUGUUAGUGCUCACGGGUCUACACAUAGUUCGGGACAUAAUACUCCAGGAAAAGGUGUCUCAAAACAAAAUAUCCGGCUCGCUAUGAGUGCUUCUUCAGAGUCUGAGCAAGAAUUCCGGAUAUGAGCCGUGACAUUCAACUUGAUGAAUGUAUUGAUUUUAUGAAACCAUAUGGAUAUUUUAUGAAUGAUUGUGAUAAAGAGACCUUUCCAAGUGACAUGGUUGCAAGCAUCUAGUUGUCCAUGUUGUUGUAACGUGCUGCCAGCAUUAUGGACAAACAGUGAAAUAAUUAUGCAAAUGUGGACCAUUGUUUCUGAUGUUGCCAUAGUAACAAAGAUGCAUGUUCAACGAUCAGCAGUGCAAUGCACCUGCUUGCUGAGUUAUUGGUAAAGUGUCUAUUUUUGUAGAUCAUCUGUGUAUAUAGGUCAUUGAUUAUUUUAGUCCUGUUAGGCUGAAAUUAGAAGCAUUAACAAUGAGAUUAUCUAAAGUGUCAUGCUUCCUGCAAAUUUAACAUUUCCAUGCCUUGUAGAUAUAUAUAAGGGAAUCGUAACAGUGUACAGAGAGCGAAUGUAUUAAGAAUGACUGUAGUACCAGAUUCACACAAGGUUUUUAAGUUAAAUAUGCCAAACUGCUGCAUCUGCAUUUUACAUCUGAGAUGAAGGCACCAAAGAUACCUGAAUAUGAAAUAGACAUCUGUCACAUUUUAUCUUGUUGAUUUUAGACUUGUUGAUGCUGAAAUACAGGUGUCCGUUCGUCUUCUGGUGACUCACAUUCCAAACAUGCCAGGGAACGUUAUUUUAAACUCUUCCCCUCCCUCAAUAAAAUCCUCUCUUCCUUCCUUUACAGGAACAGUUGUCUAUUUCAUGGUCAGCAUCACAGUUUAUUCCAGAAUCAGAGUAUCAGUUAGGGCAGAGAAGGACUAUGCAAACAGCUUUGCCAGUGCUGUCAGUUUUAUAAUUCAUUUCUCAUCAACUUGGUAGGAUUCAUCAAUCAUCUGUAUCGUUUAAGUAAAAUAUGAUUUUUUUAUAGUCAACAAUUACUGAACUUACCAGAGUAAUCAUUCAGUCCAUUCAAGUACAGUUAACAGCUGUAUUUUAAGUCAAAUACAUCGUUAUCGCUGGGGAAUGAUGGCUGCACUAUUUUGGCUGUUUGUCCCUUAUUGUUUUUCAUAUCCAAGUGAAUUUGUCACAUGUUUGGUCCCAGUGUUGUGAAGCUAGGUUCAAAAUAGAAACUCAAAUCUGGAAUAAAAUGUUUUUUCAACUCACGUUGAGUAUAAACACAAAUACUUUUUAUUGAUUAGUAAUGAAAUGUUAGUGAUAAAUAAGUUGUUUUAUUUUGCAUUUAUGUGUCUGUCAGUCCUGUGGAAAUGAAAUCUGGACCACAAUAACUCUAUAACCAAAGAGCUAAGGUCCUUCAGCACAGUCUGAUCAAAGGAACUGUUUACUGUACUUGAUAAGGAUUUGACGGCAAUGAAUUUUAGAAAACAGUCAGUGGAGAUUUGAAGUUGAUUAAACAGAAGAUGGAGUGUUAUUUGAGUCAUAGAUGUACCAUAUGCCUUCAUUGAAGCUGAUCAUUGCGUGAGUGUGUGAUGUAGGAUAUAUGAAAGCUCAUCUUAUAGACUGUAACCAGCUAAAUACAUAUCUUCAUCUGCAUUCAUUUUGUACAGUGUAAAUGCAAUGUUUACUUAUUUGUGGGUUUGCAUAUUUAUUUUUAUGUGCGAGCUGAGCUGAGAUAUUAAUAUGUUUUGUUAAGCUUGUAAAUAAUAUACAGUUUUUUUUGUAUGUGUCACUUUGUGACGUCCGCAAUCAAAAUAUGAAGUUAGAGGCAAAAACUAGUAAAGGAUACUUUGCAAUAAAAUGUCAAGAAUGA